This is a messenger RNA of Knipowitschia caucasica, 210 nucleotides long. NCBI's taxonomy places the organism in Eukaryota, Metazoa, Chordata, Actinopteri, Gobiiformes, Gobiidae. The record is from the annotation of a GenBank genome assembly.
AUGGAUGAGGAACAGUCUCUGCAGGCAGAAGGAGAACAGCAAUGGCGCCUUCUUAACAGACACAGGUUUAUUGCCAGGGUUGAAGAGGCGCAGUGGAAUAACUAUAAGCCACGGACCCUAACGUCUGCAGUCCGCGGUGCUGCGUAUUUCCACAUUAUUUGCUUUAAACCUGUACAUUUGACACUACUGGUGUCCAAAGCGGGGUGCUAA